Messenger RNA from Arachis duranensis, 2125 nucleotides. RefSeq names its product cyclin-dependent kinase C-2. Gene Ontology annotation, biological process: protein phosphorylation; positive regulation of transcription elongation by RNA polymerase II. Gene Ontology annotation, cellular component: nucleus; cyclin-dependent protein kinase holoenzyme complex. Gene Ontology annotation, molecular function: cyclin-dependent protein serine/threonine kinase activity; RNA polymerase II CTD heptapeptide repeat kinase activity; ATP binding. The coding region runs from base 186 to 1736 and encodes 516 amino acids. The transcript is spliced from 12 exons. NCBI's taxonomy places the organism in Eukaryota, Viridiplantae, Streptophyta, Magnoliopsida, Fabales, Fabaceae. The record is from RefSeq and is a predicted model, not a curated record.
UAAGAAAUGAAAUAGUAAAGCACGCCUUUAUGCUCUCUGUUGUUUUUGCUUUUUAUCUCUGAAAUUUUUUCCUAGUGAAGACGUCAACAAGAAAAAAAGAUCCCUACAGAGAACCCUAAAAAUUGGAUUGAGGAAUUUUAGUUCUUUGGAAGGAUUAGGGUUUUUUUUCUUCUCAGGUGGGAACAAUGUCGAUUGCAGCCCCAGGGCAACUGAACGUGAACGAAUCCCCUUCUUGGGGAUCCAGAAGUGUCGAUUGCUUCGAGAAGUUAGAGCAAAUUGGCGAGGGCACAUACGGUCAAGUUUACAUGGCUAAAGAGAUCAAAACUGGUGAAAUUGUUGCUCUGAAGAAAAUUCGAAUGGACAAUGAGAGAGAAGGGUUUCCUAUAACUGCUAUACGAGAAAUCAAAAUUCUUAAGAAACUACACCAUGAAAAUGUGAUCAAGCUAAAAGAAAUUGUCACUUCUCCAGGCCCCGAGAAAGAUGAACAAGGGAGGCCAGACGGUAACAAAUAUAAAGGGGGCAUCUAUAUGGUCUUUGAAUACAUGGACCAUGAUUUGACUGGUCUUGCUGACCGUCCUGGGAUGAGAUUCACAGUUCCCCAAAUUAAGUGUUACAUGAGACAGCUGUUGACGGGACUUCAUUAUUGUCAUGUAAAUCAAGUACUUCAUCGAGAUAUUAAAGGCUCAAAUCUCCUUAUAGACAAUGAAGGAAAUCUGAAGCUUGCAGAUUUCGGACUGGCACGGUCAUUUUCUAAUGAUCACAAUGCAAAUCUUACAAACCGUGUCAUUACAUUAUGGUACAGACCCCCUGAGUUGCUGCUAGGGACAACAAAGUAUGGGCCAGCUGUAGAUAUGUGGUCUGUUGGGUGCAUUUUCGCCGAACUUCUUCAUGGGAAGCCUAUCUUUCCUGGAAAAGAUGAGCCUGAACAACUAAAUAAAAUAUUUGAGCUGUGUGGAGCACCGGAUGAGGUGAACUGGCCUGGGGUUUCCAAGACUCCUUGGUAUAAUCAAUUUAAACCAACAAGGCCAAUGAAAAGACGUCUGAGGGAAGUUUUCAGACAUUUUGAUCGUCAUGCUCUGGAAUUAUUGGAGAGGAUGCUGACACUUGAUCCAGCUCAGAGAAUUACCGCGAAGGAUGCUCUUGAUGCUGAGUAUUUCUGGACUGAUCCAUUGCCAUGUGACCCCAAGAGUUUACCCAAGUAUGAAUCAUCACAUGAGUUUCAGACAAAGAAAAAGCGUCAGCAACAACGGCAAAAUGAAGAAAUGGCUAAGCGCCAGAAAAUGCAGCAUCCUCAGCAGCAUACUCGUCUUCCCCCCAUUCAGCAGCCAGGGCAACAUGCACAAAUGCGAUCAGGACCUAACCAAAAUUUACAUGGUUCUCAACCCCAAGUUGCUGCGGGACCUAGUCACCAUUAUGGGAAGCCUCGAGGUCCAUCUGGUGGGCCAGGAAGAUAUCCACCAAGCGGGAACCCUGGUGGAGGAUACAAUCACCCUAAUCGGGGAGGUCAAGGAGGGGGUGGCUAUGGCAGCGGGCCUUAUCCUCCUCAAGGGCGAGGGGCACCUUAUGGUUCCAGCGGCAUGCCUGGUGGUGGUCCUCGCGGAGGAGGUGGUAGUGGCUAUGGAGUCGGAGCCCCAACUUAUCCCCAGCAAGGGGGUCCAUAUGGUGGGUCUGGCACUGGUCGUGGCUCAAACAUGAUGGGUGGAAACCGCAAUCAACAAUACGGAUGGCAGCAAUGAAAAAAAAAAAGACGACUUUCUUUGAAUGGUCUCUAUUAUGUUCUGAUUUGGCAUUGGUCUGAUAUGUUUGAUUAAGAAGCGAGUUAUAGAAAGAUCAAACAAAUCAAUGGAUCAAGUUGUUGAGAAAAAAGACAUGGUUGGUCUCUGGAUUAUAGAUUAUUGAGAUAUAAUGUUCUUAUUACCUUAAGUGACUGAAAAGCCUAUGUCAUGCACCUAAUAUAAUGUUUUUGGUGCUGUGUCUUUAGGGACCAUGAGACAAAGACAUGGCUUUUGAUGUUUGUUCAUUGUAUGCCAUAGAUUCAUUCACCGCGCAAAUAGGUAUGAAUAAGUAGCAUAACUCAACAUGUAUAAGAGAUCUCACUUACUAUAAUAUUCUUCCUGUGAUACAA